Molecule: messenger RNA, 2178 nt
Organism: Betta splendens (Siamese fighting fish)
Lineage: Eukaryota; Metazoa; Chordata; Actinopteri; Anabantiformes; Osphronemidae
Gene: hnrnph3
Product: heterogeneous nuclear ribonucleoprotein H3 (2H9)
Exons: 11
Coding region: 131-1348 (405 amino acids)
Biological process (GO): regulation of RNA splicing
Cellular component (GO): nucleoplasm; ribonucleoprotein complex
Molecular function (GO): RNA binding
Source: RefSeq, a predicted model, not a curated record
AUUGUUAAUAAUUGAAGAGUUAUCGUUGCAAGUCGAAGUCUCGCGAUAACAUACCUGAGCGAGUUUGUUGGCGGUGUCACCUGAAGCUCUGGACAGGAGCCGGAGACCGGGGACGAGACGCGAUUUGAGGAUGUCGUUGAGUGAAGAGGGUUACGUGGUCCGGAUCAGAGGACUACCCUGGUCCUGCACACAGGAGGAGGUGGCCAGUUUCUUCUCUGACUGUGACAUUGUUGGGAAAGUGAAUGGAGUGUGUUUCACCUACUCCAAAGAAGGCCGUCCCAGUGGAGAAGCAUUUAUUGAGUUGAAAACUGCAGAGGAUUUCAAAAAUGCCCUUUCCAAGGAUCGUAAAUACAUGGGACACCGAUACAUAGAGGUUUUCAAGUCAAACUGCAGUGAAAUGGACUGGGUGCUGAAGCGUAAUGGUCCCGCUGACUAUGACAGCUGCAGUGGCUGCAUGCUGAGACUUAGAGGCCUGCCGUUUGGCUGCAGCAAGGAAGAGAUUGUUCAGUUCUUUUCAGGGUUGAGAAUCGUGCCAAAUGGGAUUACUCUGCCAGUGGACUACCAGGGGAGGAGCACAGGGGAAGCCUUCGUGCAGUUUGCUUCAAAGGAGAUAGCAGAAAAGGCUCUGGGGAAACACAAGGAAAGAAUAGGGCACAGGUACAUAGAGAUUUUUAAAAGCAGUCGUAAUGAGAUCAGAGCCUAUUACGAGCUUCCCCGCCGUGGUAUGGGAGGCCAGAGGCCGGGUCCCUACGAUAGGCCUGUAAUGGGAGGACCCAGAGGAGGGUUCUUUGGUCCUGGGCCUGGACGCAGUGGUGCACUGAUGGACAGCAUGAGAAGUGGAGGAGGAGGCUAUGGAGGAGGCUACAGUGGCUUCGACAACUACAAUGGUUUCAGCAACUACUGUUUUGGCAACGAUGUGUUUGAUGAGCGAGUAAGAGGAGAGAGGGGUGGACGAGGCAUGGGAAGCCACAGUUACAGCACUCAGAGCGACGGUGGCUCAGGUUUUCACAGCGGCCAUUUUGUCCAUAUGAGAGGUUUACCUUUCCGUGCUACAGAGGGAGACAUUGCUAAGUUCUUCUCUCCUAUAAAUCCGAUGAGGGUCCAUAUUGACAUGGCUCCUAACGGCAAGUCGACUGGAGAGGCAGACGUGGAGUUUCGCUCCCAUGAAGAUGCUGUGGCGGCCAUGUCCAAAGACAAGAAUCACAUGCAACAUCGCUACAUUGAGCUGUUCCUAAACUCAACAGCCAGUGGCUCAACAGACACGAGCCGUGGCAGCAGCAGUGGUUACUACAGCACCUCAGGAGGUGGCGGCGGCUCACGGAGCAGCGGGCUGCGUGGCGCAUACUGAGAAUCAUCCCACUGUUCAGCGUCUCUUUAGGCCACACUUAGUCAGUUUAUAAGCAGGAAAGCUGAAGUUGCGCUGUAAGGCCUGUCGUUUUUAUCACAUCUUCUCCUCUAAACUACAAAAGACCAAAUGUCACUUUGACAAGCUGGUACUGCACCAUUUCUAGAAGCAUAUGAAGAACAAAACAUGACCAUUCUGUUGGUGCUGAACGUGUUGAUGAAUCGUACCAGAGAUCUUUUGUUAUUUUGAAAGUGGUUGGAUGAUGUAUUUUAGGAGUUGAUGGUUCUGAUGAAAAGUACAUUUUUAGUGACUGUAUUUUGAAGCACGUCAGUUCAUCUUGUUACACAUCCUGCUGUUGACAGGAGAUAUAAACCUAACAACUAGAAAAACGUUUUUGAUACUUUGAAUUAUAGCACUGUUUUGCUUAGAACUUACCAAAGUCAACAACUCUCCUUAAGACGUUCUGACAAGUGACGACGAAACAUUAUAACAUUAAUAUUAUUCUAUUACGUUUUUUAAGCAUAUUAAAACUUUUGUUCGGUGGGUUGAGGUUUAUCUUUAUAUCUUCCAGCCUAUGCCCUCAUGUAUAGCAAACAUUUAAGUGAGCGCUCAUAUGGCAGAUUCCAGGUCAGCUUUCCUGCUUUUAAAAGGUGGGGACAAAUGUGAGCCUGUGUGUUUUUUAUGAAUGUUUUCACAGUUCAUUACAAAAUUUAAAACCAAGUCAAAUAUUCUAUUCUACUCUCAGAGUGGAAGUAAAAUAAAGUCUAUAUUUGAGCUGUAAGAUAGCUUAUGCAGCUGUACAUUUUGCCUAAUAAAUUUUAUAUUUAAUUCUC